CAACAUAGAGGUAUCCUUCUAUUUUCUCCGCCCCCACUCCCUCUUGAGGUUUCCUUUACCGUUUUUUUGGUGGGAAAAGUAUCCUUCUUUACCGCUCCGUCAAAUACGAACUUGCAUUAAUUCUACGCACACAAUCGUCGAGGGUUGUUAACGAAAACAAAACCGUCUCCUUACCCUAACCCUCUUCUUUUCCUACUUACCUUAACCCUCUCCCUUCCUCCUCUGAAUCUCUUCAAACGAAUCAAACCAGGUAACCAGAUAAGAUAGGACAUGAUAAGCGGAGAAUCGGAGAGCAGCGUCCUUCGUUCUGGUUUGAAACUUCAAACUGUGAUCGUUGGAUUUGGUUCAUCUUCUUCAAAGAGGGAUACGAAUCAGGGUGAAGCGACACCUCUUUCACUCUAUCAUAUCGCUGGAUUAGCCGAAAUUCAGGUAAAGAAACCCAAUCCUAUAGAACUGAAUCCAUAUCUGAAAGACAAUGGAAGUGGUUUCCCAGAAAAAGGAAAUGGGACAAAUAUUGGUAGGGACCAGCUUUUGUCUUCUUCAGUUGUUGGAGAUGGUGGAGCCAGCUGGCGACUGAAAGCCUUGAAGCGUGCAAAAGAGCAAGCAACUAGGGAAGGACGCAAGCUUGAAGAGGUUGUUGAAGAACGCUGGGGAUCUCUUGGGCAACUGGUUGUUUCUGCAGCAUCUCGUGCAUCUGCUCCUUCUCAUGCUCAUUUGGGUGCCAUAAAAGAUAGGAAGAGAGAGGUAGCAAAAAAACAUAAUGUGGCAGAUGAUCAAAGCAAGAAUCCAGAAAAGUUACCUGGAGAGAGCCAAGAGUAUUCAAAGGAUAUUUCUCUCCGGCAUUCUAAGAUGAAAACGCCUAGAGUUCAUGAUUCCUUAUCUUGGAGGAAGAGCAAGAGUCAAAAGAUGUCCACUGAGGGUGUUGGGCUCAUCUCUGUUGCAGCAUCUAGCCUAAAUACUUUUGCAAAUGAUGGAAGCUUUAUUCUCGAAUUUUCUCAUCACCAGAAGAAAGAUGAUGGUUCAAUGGGUUCAUCUCAUGCAAAUUAUGAGAGGGAUAAGUAUACAAAAUCAGUAGUGGUUUCGUCUAAGACCGACAAGCAUAGUGAAGAUAGUCCUGUUGUUACACAAGGAUUGAGUGUGAAUCAAUUAGCAGCCAAGGCGUUGCAGCUUCGUAUGAAAGGAAAGAAUGAAGAAGCCGAGAGACUUAUGAAAGAAGCAGAGAACCUGAAGGGGAAGCAGGAUGGUGGAGAUAGAUUUGUUACCCAGAGAGCUGAUGAAACUUCAAAAAGGUGUUUUUUGAGGGAUGUUUCUUUUCCAAAGAAGACAAAAGAGGAGGAUGCCAAUGCACAUUUGGCUCAAAAAAUAAUGCAGAACAAACAAUUCAGAGUGUCUGUUCAGGCUGAUGAUGAAUAUGAUUUUGAUGAUGGCCCUAGACGUAAGCGAAAACAAAAGAGAGGAGAGGAGCCUAAUCACAAACCAGAUGAGAGUAGAAUUUCAUGUCGCAUCUUGACUCAACAAGAAUGCUGCCAAUUUUGUUUUGAGAACCCAAGGCCAAAACAUCUUCUUGUUUCGGUAGCAAAUUUCACAUACUUGAUGCUACCACCCUGGCAACCUGUUGUGCAAGGUCAUUGCUAUAUUUUACCCAUACUGCAUGAAUCAAGCACAAGAAAUGUUGAUAAUAAUGUGUGGGAGGAAAUUCGCAACUUCAAAAAGUGUCUCAUCAUGAUGUUUGCAAAGCAAGAGAAGGACGUUGUGUUCCUUGAAACUGUUAUGGGAUUGGCGCAGCAACGACGCCAUUGCUUGGUGGAGUGCAUUCCUUUACCGCAAGAUAUGGCGAGGCAGGCUCCACUUUAUUUUAAGAAGGCAAUCGAUGAAGCUGAAGAUGAGUGGAGCCAGCACAAUGCAAAGAAGCUUAUUGACACAAGCAAGAAGGGUUUACGUGGUUCAAUCCCUAAGGAUUUCCCUUACUUCCAUGUUGAGUUUGGUCUAAAUAAGGGGUUUGUUCAUGUGAUCGAUGAUGAAAAACAAUUCCAAAGCAGCCUUGGCCUGAAUGUUAUCAGAGGCAUGCUAGGUCUGCCAGAAGAAGACAUGUACCGUCACCGGAAGUAUGAUUCUGUCGACAUACAAAAUCAAGCAGUCUCAAGCUUUGCCCGAGAAUGGGGGCCUUUUGAUUGGACCAAGCAGCUUGAUUAAAGGUAACUAAAUCCUUUCUUGCGUCCGAUUCUUGCCUACUUGGAGAAUCUUACGCAUUUGAAAAAUGUAAUUCAGAAGAACUUGUACAAAGUAAGGUCUGAUAUUGGGUCUGCUUCUCAGCUAGAUGGCAUGAAACACAUUGACAAUGAGUGGUAUGGAUGGGCUAAUUUGAGAAUUAGCAUUUUUCCGUAUUUGAAUGAUUUUCCUCUUUAGAAGACCAACUGUAAAGUAACUUUUUGGAUAUUACACAGAAGUUUGUUCCAUGUUUUAGAAUAUGAGGCCUGGAAGGUAUUUCUUCUAAUUCAUUGACCACUUAAAGGGAAUGAUACUGUAAAGGAACAUAGAUACUGCAUGUUUCCAUGAUCUAAUGAAUCCGUAGGGGGUUAUGACUUA
Macadamia integrifolia is the source of this 2586-nucleotide messenger RNA. Its product is annotated as CWF19-like protein 2. Gene Ontology annotation, biological process: mRNA splicing, via spliceosome. Gene Ontology annotation, cellular component: post-mRNA release spliceosomal complex. Lineage: Eukaryota; Viridiplantae; Streptophyta; Magnoliopsida; Proteales; Proteaceae. The coding region runs from base 271 to 2193 and encodes 640 amino acids. The record is from RefSeq and is a predicted model, not a curated record. The transcript has 7 exons.